Emys orbicularis (European pond turtle) is the source of this 5605-nucleotide messenger RNA. It is a transcript of the gene HECW2, whose product is annotated as HECT, C2 and WW domain containing E3 ubiquitin protein ligase 2. Gene Ontology annotation, molecular function: protein binding; ubiquitin protein ligase activity. NCBI's taxonomy places the organism in Eukaryota, Metazoa, Chordata, Testudines, Emydidae. The coding region runs from base 1 to 4725 and encodes 1574 amino acids. Gene Ontology annotation, cellular component: cytoplasm. Gene Ontology annotation, biological process: protein polyubiquitination; regulation of dendrite morphogenesis. The transcript has 28 exons. The record is from RefSeq and is a predicted model, not a curated record.
AUGGCAAAUUCAGCCAGAGAACAUCUGCUUUUUGUGCGGCGACGUAAUCCUCAGCUACGGUAUACUCUGAGCCCAGAGAACCUGCAGAGUCUGACAUCUCAGGGCACCAUACCUGAGAACAUGAACUUGCAGCGUGCCAACAGUGACACUGAUCUAGUGACCUCUGACAGCCGCUCUAGUUUGACAGCGAGUAUGUAUGAAUACACCCUGGGGCAAUCUCAGAACCUCAUUAUUUUCUGGGAUAUUAAAGAAGAAGUUGACCCAACAGACUGGAUAGGACUUUAUCAUAUAGAUGAGAAUUCUCCUGCUAAUUUCUGGGAUUCCAAGAACCGGGGAGUGACAGGCACGCAAAAAGGACAAAUCGUAUGGCGAAUUGAACCUGGCCCCUAUUUUAUGGAACCUGAAAUAAAGAUCUGUUUUAAAUACUACCAUGGUAUUAGUGGAGCCCUGCGAGCUACUACCCCAUGUAUCACUGUGAAAAACCCUGCUGUGAUGAUGGGGGCGGAAGGCAUGGAUGAAGGCGCUUCUGCCGCUCAACAAUCUCGGAAACUAGUCAGCUUUGCAUUAUCAGAUAUUAGAGCUGUUGGGCUAAAAAAAGGGAUGUUCUUCAAUCCUGAUCCUUACCUAAAGAUGUCCAUUCAGCCAGGAAAGAAAAGCACGUUUCCUACAUUUGCCCAUCAUGGUCAGGAAAAAAGGUCUACUAUCAUCAGUAACACAACUAAUCCUGUUUGGCACAGAGAGAAAUAUUCUUUUGUUGCACUUCUAACAGACGUCUUGGAAAUUGAAAUUAAAGACAAAUUUGCCAAGAGUCGUCCUAUCAUCAAGCGCUUUCUUGGGAAGUUAACAAUACCAGUCCAGAGACUAUUGGAGAGGCAUGCAAUAGGGGACCAGAUUCUUAGCUAUAACCUUGGCAGAAGGCUCCCAGCUGACCAUGUAAGUGGGUAUCUCCAAUUCAAAGUCGAGAUUACAUCUUCCAUUCAUGAAGAUGCUUCACCAGAAACAGUUGGUACUUUGCUAGGAGUGAACUCUGUGAAUGAAGACUUAGGAAGCCCUUCUGAUGAUGAGGACAUGCCAGCAGGGAACCAUGACACACUUCCAGUUUGUUUAAAUGGCCCAAUCCUUGAGGAAUCUGUUGGAAAUGCAGUCCUUACACAUUCUUUAAGGACUAGUACAACUCUGGAAAUGGACCAGGAAGAGUUAACCUCUACUGCUGCAAGGUCAUCACCUAACAGAGGUCGCCAAGACUCAUUGAAUGACUAUUUGGAUGCAAUAGAACAUAAUAGUCAUCCCAGACCUGGGACAUCUGCCUGCAGUGAGCGUUCACUUGGGGCAUCCCCAAAACUAAGGAGUAGUUUUCCUACCGACACGAGACUUAAUGCUAUGCUUCACAUUGACUCAGAUGAAGAGGAGCAUGAGUUGCAUAAAGAUCUAGAUUUUCAGUCUUCCUUGGAAGAAGAUGGCGGUUUAGUAAUGUUUAAUGGUGCUACAAGGAGUGUUGAAGGAAAUUUUUUAAGUUACUCAUCAUCAAAUCAGAUAAUGCAAGGUCCUGCAGAGGAUGGGAAAGCACCAGCCUUCGAAACUCCUUUGCAGCCCUCUGAUAACCAGCAGGAGACUCUCCAAGGGCUUCCACCAUCAGAGUUUGCAGGAGAAGAAGGUGAAGGCCAGCCAGAUUCUCAGAAUAAUCUGUCGGUAGAAUGGGCUGGCAGCGAAUUGUGUGCCUGUCAGGUGGCUGAGCAGCCUACUAGCAGUGCAGACAUGGGAGCUUCAGACUCUGCCAUUGGUAGUAGAAGAGGUAUGAGUGAAACAGAAUCCCUUGACCAAGGAUCUGAACCUUCCCAGGUAUCCUCAGAAACUGAGCACAGUGAUCCUGCUCGCACAGAAAGUGUCAGUGAGGCCAGUACCAGGCCAGAAGGAGAGAGUGAUGUGGAAGGGGCAGACAGUUCUUGCAAUGAAAGUGUGACUACACGUCUCUCCUCAGUCGAAACUCGGUGUUCUUCUUUUGAAAGUGCCAGAUUUUCUGAGACUCCUGCCUUUUCUUCUCAGGAAGAGGAAGAGGGAGCUUGUGCCACCCAGGUGACCAGAAGUGAGCCUGCUGCAGAAACACAGGACUCUGUGUGCACUCCUGGCUCUUUACCGGCCGUGCGGUUACCCAGCAGUCAAGAGGAGGCUCGUCAGCUAGCUGAAGGAGGGGAAUUACAGGACAGAGAUGAAUCAGAAGAAAUUUGGCAGAGGAGGAGGAGUCUGCAGGCUGCAGCUGCAAGUAGCCAGUGUCAGGAUGAAGAAACUGGAGGUACCCAAGCUGCUUGCGAGGAGGGAGCGACACAAGUUGAAGGCGCUAGUGGAGGUUCCCAAGCCAAUGGCCAUCAGAAUUUGAGGUCACUACCGUCAGUACGUCAGGAUGCUAGCCGAUAUCAGAGAGUGGAUGAGGCUCUGCCACCAAACUGGGAGGCCCGAAUCGACAGCCAUGGGAGGAUAUUCUAUGUGGAUCAUGUAAACAGAACAACAACAUGGCAGCGACCCACAGCUCCUCCAGCCCCACAGAUCCUCCAGAGGUCAAAUUCUAUACAGCAAAUGGAGCAGCUGAAUCGCCGAUAUCAGAGUAUUCGUCGAACGAUGACUAAUGAGAGGCCUGAAGAGCACCCACAUGCCAUUGAUGGAGCUGGAGAGGAUACUGACUUCCAUCAUUCUAAUGCAGAUUUUCGAAGGGAGAAUGUGCUGCCUCAGUCUACCUCCAGAUCCAGGCUUACUUUAUUGCUACAGUCUCCUCCAGUGAAAUUCCUUAUCAGUCCAGAGUUCUUUACAGUGCUGCAUUCUAACCCUAGUGCCUACCGCAUGUUUACAAACAACACGUGUUUGAAGCACAUGAUCACCAAAGUCCGGCGGGACACCCACCAUUUUGAGCGUUACCAGCAUAAUCGAGAUUUGGUGGGCUUCCUCAAUAUGUUUGCUAACAAACAGCUGGAGCUGCCGAGAGGUUGGGAAAUGAAGCAUGACCAUCAGGGCAAGGCUUUUUUUGUUGACCACAAUUCCCGCACCACCACGUUCAUUGACCCACGGCUUCCCUUGCAGAGUAGCAGGCCCACUAGUGCAUUAGUGCAUCGACAGCACUUAACCAGACAGCGCAGCCACAGUGCUGGUGAGGUAGGAGAGGAUGCCCGUCAUUCAGGACCACCAGUUCUACCAAGACCAUCCAGCACGUUUAAUACAGUCAGCAGGGCUCAGUACCAGGACAUGGUUCCAGUGGCCUACAACGACAAGAUUGUCGCAUUUCUGCGACAGCCCAAUAUCUUUGAAAUUCUACAAGAGCGUCAACCAGAUCUUACCAGGAAUCCUUCACUCAGGGAGAAGAUCCAGUUUAUCCGGACAGAGGGAACACCUGGACUAGUGCGUCUAUCCAGUGAUGCAGACCUUGUCAUGUUACUAAGUUUGUUCGAAGAAGAAAUAAUGUCAUACGUGCCGCCACAUGCCUUACUUCAUCCCAGUUAUUGCCAGUCCCCAAGAGGUUCUCCAGUAUCCUCACCUCAGAACUCUCCAGGUACUCAGCGUGCUAAUGCCAGAGCUCCAGCUCCUUAUAAAAGAGAUUUUGAAGCCAAACUGAGGAACUUCUACAGGAAGCUGGAGACUAAAGGAUAUGGACAAGGGCCAGGGAAAUUAAAAUUAAUCAUCAGGAGAGACCACUUGCUGGAAGAUGCCUUCAAUCAGAUUAUGGGUUACUCAAGAAAAGACCUGCAGAGAAAUAAACUCUAUGUCACGUUUGUUGGAGAAGAAGGGUUGGAUUAUAGUGGACCUUCAAGAGAGUUUUUUUUCCUGGUGUCCAGAGAGCUCUUCAAUCCAUAUUAUGGUUUAUUUGAAUAUUCAGCCAAUGAUACCUACACAGUACAAAUAAGUCCCAUGUCUGCUUUUGUAGACAAUCACCAUGAGUGGUUCAGGUUCAGUGGUCGAAUCCUUGGUCUUGCUCUGAUACAUCAGUAUUUGUUAGAUGCCUUCUUUACACGGCCCUUUUAUAAAGCCCUCCUCAGAAUACUCUGUGACCUGAGUGACUUGGAAUACCUUGAUGAGGAGUUCCACCAGAGUUUGCAGUGGAUGAAAGACAACGAUAUACAUGAUAUCCUAGAUCUCACAUUCACUGUAAAUGAAGAAGUUUUUGGGCAGAUCACUGAACGGGAAUUGAAACCAGGGGGUGCCAACAUCCCAGUCACAGAGAAGAACAAAAAAGAAUACAUAGAGAGAAUGGUGAAAUGGAGAAUUGAGAGAGGGGUUGUGCAGCAAACAGAAAGUCUAGUUCGAGGUUUCUACGAGGUUGUUGACGCUAGGCUGGUGUCUGUAUUUGAUGCAAGAGAAUUGGAACUGGUUAUUGCUGGCACGGCAGAAAUUGACUUAAGUGACUGGAGAAACAACACAGAGUAUAGAGGAGGUUACCACGACAAUCACAUUGUAAUUCGGUGGUUCUGGGCUGCUGUAGAAAGAUUCAACAAUGAACAACGGCUAAGGCUAUUACAGUUUGUUACAGGCACAUCCAGCAUACCUUAUGAGGGGUUUGCAUCUCUAAGAGGGAGCAAUGGGCCAAGAAGAUUCUGUGUAGAAAAAUGGGGGAAAAUCACUGCUCUUCCCAGGGCUCAUACAUGUUUCAAUCGUCUUGACCUUCCCCCUUACCCAUCAUUCUCCAUGCUCUGUGAGAAACUGUUGACAGCAGUUGAAGAGACAAGUACCUUUGGACUUGAGUGAUACGCAAACCACAGUGCCCAGCUCUUUGGACGUUUGUGGAUCUGUCCUCUCAAGAAUGAAUGAACAUUUGUAUUGGAUUCUUAGAGGAAAAUUGUUUUACAAUGCAAUUCAAAUAAUGAGAUUUCCAUCAAUGAGUAAAUCUAGCUUUGGAAGCAGUUACAAGCAUUGUGAUAGUGGCGGAGUAAUCUACGGUAAUACUGGAGUGCGCCUGGUGUGCAGGGAAAACUAACAGUCUUGCAAUAAACAGUUUUUCUUGACUGCCAUGUUUGUUAUGGCCCAAGCAAAAGAUGUGACCAUGCAUGAUCAGCAAGGUGGCUACUGCAAAAUCUGAUAAGUAUCUUGAAACUGGAUUUCACCAAAGUCCUUGAAUGUAAAGUUCAAGUCAAAAUGUGAAAUCGUUUAGCCCACCCCUAAAUUAGCUAAAAUCAAACUAUGGAAUUCUUUAUUAAAAAAAAAAAAAGUUUCCUAAAGAUACGUUACUUUAUGCCAUAUACUAUAACAGAAUAUCCAUUACUUGCUAUACCUAAGACUACGAGUCCCUGCAUGGUGUGCAUCAUAGAUUUCAGCUUCCUGGGCCAGAAGUGAAUUUGAAGGAAAAUCAGUAGCAAGGGAUGUCACAACAAUGGCUUGCAAUAAGGAGGUUUGUGAAAAUGUAUAUGCAAGUGACGCUUGUAUGGCAAAUGAUGAGCUAUUAUAAGGAGAACUUAAUAAUGACUGAUUUUAUGCUUUAUACUGCAUGGAAACUGUUUUAAAAAAUAAGUAUCAAUUUACCACAGCAUAUCAGGAAAAAAAACGUACACAGUGACUUCUCUUUAUUUUUAUAGGUUCAUUAUGUUAAGUUCCUCAGAGUGUAAAUAAGAAACUAGCAUACUAAAUGUUA